Messenger RNA from Paramacrobiotus metropolitanus, 2436 nucleotides. RefSeq lists its product as uncharacterized. Gene Ontology annotation, cellular component: cytosol. The transcript has 9 exons. The coding region runs from base 230 to 2209 and encodes 659 amino acids. Gene Ontology annotation, biological process: neuron projection development. Lineage: Eukaryota; Metazoa; Tardigrada; Eutardigrada; Parachela; Macrobiotidae. The record is from RefSeq and is a predicted model, not a curated record.
UUAUUUUGCAUAAAAUUAAAUUUUGAAUAACUGGUAACUUGUUUCAAGUGAAUAAUAAUCACUAUCCGUAUGAUUUAUGGGUGCUGUAAUUUAUACGAUACUACAGAAGAACUCAGUUCCUUAUCGUGUGGCACUAGUGGCCAGUCUGAGAGAAACGAGAAAGCAUCAUCUGCGAAGCCUGCCUGCCACCACGCACGUCGACGUCAGUUUGUCGCUAAUUUGGCCUUGAAUGGCCGACUUGAAUCAAGAAGAUAAUUCGCAGCCGCCGGGGCUGCUGAAUGAUGGCUUCACGGCUCGCACUGGAACGAUCACAGAACCACGUUUUGUUCGGUCCUUCUCGCAGCCCAGUGGGAAUAGCCUGGAUUACAUCCAUCGCAACACCGUGAAGAAAAUGCAGAAAUUCUACCGCCGCUCUUCCAUACCGAAAGACGAAGCGAGAAUACACUCCUUGUUGCCGACCAUUCGGGAUGCUGCUUCCAAGUUGUACGAACUGUGCACGUGCACUCCAAAAAUUCGCGGCCAGGUGCGUCCGGCCACGGAGAGUGAUGAAGAGUUUUUCACGUGCCUCGGCGAUCUCUUCCGCUGCUAUCGCUGGCUGGCAGCCAACGCGGACCACUACGAUUUCAAAUCAAAGGAAACCUACGUGAAAACUACGCUGAUGCGUCUGCGCCAGGGCGUCGAUGUAAUUGAGCGAAUUGUUCCCCUGAUUGAUCCUUCUCUCGCGGAUCCGUGGAUAAAAGUGACAGUUCGAGAUUCCAUGGCCUGUGGAGUCCAGGUGAUAGCCAACUGUGUCCGACAGGAUCCGGAGAUACAAAACGUGGUAUGGUCGGAAUUCUUCGAAGUAAUUGGAUCUCUCAUUAUCUUGGAGGAAGACAAACUCUUAAAUUAUAUUUCCGCGGCCAUUGUCAAUUGUGCCACGGAGCAACGCAUUGAGCAGAUCGUGGAUCGCGGCUAUGCGGCACGGAUAUUUGAACGCAUUUCUGUGUUUGGAGCACGGGAAGAUUCCAUGGUCGCAUUUGAAGCAGUAUUUGAUUUGGCUGGUUACCUUCUUCAGUGCCCGUUGGUGGCUCAACGGGAUUUCGAUUUAUUGCCAUUAAGCGCAAAGUGUGCAAUAUUGGAUUUACUCAGCAGCAUGUUUACGUUGAAUGGUCGCGGCACAAGUCCAUGUAUUCCACAAUUCUGGCCAGAGAAAAUUGCGCAUGAAUUUAUUACAAGUUCACGAUGUUUGAUGCGGUUGAAAGAUAUUAGCACGCAGGCGGAUGAGGAAUGUGAACUGGUGUUGAAAACUUUGGAUAUGCUCGGUAACGUCACAUCCAGUGAAGAAUCACGAAAAGCAUUUGUGGAUAGCGCUGCUCUACUUGAUUGCACUAUAGACGCUUUUAUCGAAGUGGACACUGCCGGAAAGGCGGCACCCAACCAAUUCUCUCCCGUUGAAAAGUUGGCCGAUGUCAAACCCCAGGAUCUCAUUACCCCGGCUCGUGGCUUAAAAAGCAGACUUCUUCGUCUCCUGGCCAAUCUGGUCUAUAAUAACCCUGAUCUAGAGAAGCGCGCUGCAGAGCGUAAUCUUCUCCAGCAUCUCAAGGAGAAUGCCCGCAUCGACUACCGUAACCCCUACAUACAGCAGUGGGCUAUCCUGGCAAUCCGUAAUCUCCAAUUCAGUGCAGCAUUUGAUGAACUGCGCAAAGAACACGAUCGUCAGGAUGCAUCGCCGGUUCCCGGUGUGGCGCAUUCACUGGAUGGUGAUGGCAUUGCCAUGAGUUAUGAGCGGAAACAUUCUGAGGGAUUGGGUAUACACCGUUAUCGCCCGAUUCACAGCGAGACCGUAGAGGCACUGGAUUUGCAUAUCAGCCACAGCGAGUCGGGACUGUAUGAUCAUCGCCAUCGUCGGCCGGUCCGGAAGGCCGGACAUCAUUUACGGGUGGGCAAAAAACACAGUAGUAGUAAGAAGCCAUUGAAAACAGACCAAGAAACGCAGACGAUGGAGUGGUACGGAAAUUCAACUUCGGUAUCUAGUGAUUGUUCGGUGGCGGAUCGGUUUGUCUCAGAUUCGCCCAGUACGGUUAUCGGUAUUCCCGAUGAAAAUGCCGGGUUCGAUCAGACCGACUUGGUGAGGAGUCUGUCCAAGACACAGAUUAAUGAAGAGAGGAUCAAUCGGUGGCAGACUGACCAGAUGGAGCAGGAAAGGAGGCCCCGCCAUCAGAGUCAUUGAGGGGGAUUAUUUAUAUAAUCAUGCGAAAAAACAUUGUUUUUAAAACUUUUUCUUUGAGAGACGGUUUUGAUGGUUUCCUGUUUGCUGAUCUGAUUUUGCUGGUUUUAUUGUGUUAUAGUGUGGUUUGUUGCUUCCUGGUUGUAUUUUUUGUUUCCUUUGCAGUGAUACAGUGUUAAUAACAUUCCGUUUUUUGAGAAAAAUGAAAGUAAAGGUUGGUAUAAGCGCAA